Messenger RNA from Rhodamnia argentea, 1499 nucleotides. RefSeq names its product adenylate kinase 1, chloroplastic. Gene Ontology annotation, cellular component: mitochondrion; cytoplasm. Bases 99 to 983 code for a protein of 294 amino acids. The transcript is spliced from 4 exons. Gene Ontology annotation, biological process: nucleobase-containing compound metabolic process. NCBI's taxonomy places the organism in Eukaryota, Viridiplantae, Streptophyta, Magnoliopsida, Myrtales, Myrtaceae. Gene Ontology annotation, molecular function: AMP kinase activity; ATP binding. The record is from RefSeq and is a predicted model, not a curated record.
CUACUAGGGUUCUGCUUCCUGUUCCUGUUCCUCUUCCCAGAGUCACGCGUCCUGCCGCCUCCUCUGCAUUCGCUCUCCUCUCUCUAAUCCCUCCUCCAAUGGCAGCCUCGAUCCCCCUCUCCUCGAGACCAUCCCUCUCCGCCAUCUCACGCGUGGCCCGAUGCUUCACCUCAGCUUCCCCAUCCCAACCCACACCUUCCUCCCCCUCCUCCUCGCCUCCGCUGUUCGCCUUCUCCACAAACCCUGAUUUGGCUCGCCGCCAAGAUGCCGAGCGCAGGAACGUGCAGUGGGUGUUCCUCGGCUGCCCCGGCGUCGGCAAGGGCACCUACGCCAGCCGCCUCUCCACUCUCCUCGGCGUCCCCCACAUCGCCACGGGCGAUCUCGUCCGCGAGGAGCUCUCCGCCUCCGGCCCUCUCUCUCAUCAGCUGAAGGAGAUCGUGAAUCAAGGUAAAUUGGUAUCUGACGAAAUAAUCAUUAGCUUAUUGUCCAAGAGGCUUAAGGCUGGAGAAGCUCAAGGCGAAUCAGGAUUUAUCCUUGAUGGGUUCCCACGUACGACAAAGCAAGCAGAAAUACUGGAAAGAGUGACAGACAUUGACUUGGUGGUCAAUUUGAAACUCCGUGAAGAUGUUUUAAUGGAGAAAUGUCUUGGAAGAAGAAUAUGUGGUCAGUGUGGCAAGAAUUUUAAUGUGGCCAGCAUUAAUGUCAAGGGAGAGAAUGGGAAUCCUGGAAUUAGCAUGGAUCCUCUUCUACCCCCUGCACAUUGCAUGAGAAAGCUCAUUUCUCGGGCCGACGACACGGAAGAAGUAGUGAAAGAACGGCUUAGGAUCUAUUGGGAAAAGAGUCAACCUGUAGAAGAUUUCUAUCGGAGGCAAGGAAAGCUUAUGGAGUUUGACCUGCCAGGCGGGAUUCCAGAAUCAUGGCCAAAGUUGCUGGAAGCUCUUAAUCUUGAUGAUUUUGAGGAAAAGCAGUCUGCUGCAGCAUGAGUAUGUCGCGCACUUAAAUAAUCGAAGUGCCAUUCUUUGAACUGACAUUUGUGUGUGUUGAGCAAUUUUACAUGGGGAAAUCUUUUCCCUUCUUUUUUUCCUUUGGAAUAAAGGAACUUAGAAAUUUCACCUGUUCAUUUUUUCAAAAGAUGACCAGUGCCUUAUUAGGUCUGGAUUUUGUGGGGACGGUUUUUGUCCUGUCUUUUUCAGAGAGAGAGAGAGAGAGAGAGAGAGAGAGAGAUUCUGGAACUUAAGUUUUUUUGUUUUUUUGUUGACUUUGAGAGGUUAGUAAGGAUCUAUGAAGGUAAGUCAUACCUUAGAUAGGUGGAAGCUAUGUAAUCUCUUCACUUUUCUUUUUCUUUACAAUGGAAUAUCAAGACAUGCAAUGUGAUGUUUAAUUAUAAGAAUAAGAAAAGCAGUAGCAUGCAGGUUGCUGGACGCAUUGCUCUUUAUUUUUGCAUCCUUCGUAAUCAUUGCUUUAAGCAAUUGUUCUUAAUGUUAAUGAUUGUUCUCUCA